AUGCCCCCCAUAUCAGACCGCGCGGAGUCUGCUACGAGCUCUGGAGACGCCGGUCCUGCUCCGAAGCCAGCUCGAAGUCGACGAGGCUGCUUUGAAUGCAGGCGAAGAAAGAUCAAGUGCGAUGAGCGGCAGCCGCUGUGUGUUUUGUGCGAGAAGGGCGAUAGGGUGUGUGAGUGGCCAAAGCCUGGCGAGGGGCACAGGAACAAGCCCAGACGAGUCCCAGAAGGUCGGGCGUCGGACAGGAGCGGCCAAUCCCAACCAUCUACCUCGUUCAGCGUCCUACAGCAGAUCCUCCCAUCCCACCUGCACGUCCAAGUUCCCUCGGUCGACCCGCAGGCGCUCCACGACCCCUUUCAGCAUCCGCCGCAGAGUCACUACCCCUUCGUCGCCCAUGCUGGAGAGGCUAGCGGGAGUGGCAGCGGUCGCGCUGCGUCCCUCGAAGCUCGUACGGCCGGUCCGGCGACAUCAAGCCAGUCAAGAAUGGACGAUUUCUCAGACUUACUGCUGGCUCCUGAGCGCCAGGCUGAACAGAUGGCCGACCCCGCUUUCCUGGCCCCUUAUCUCCCUCGAGUGAGCGACCGCCUCGUCAUGCGACACUACCUCCUCCACAGCUCUCGCAUCAUCAUGGCGUAUGACUCUCGUCGUCAUCCUUGGAAUCCCUGGAUCCUCUUCCAUGCUCCAGCGGCAUUCAAGUCCCUUCCAGAAGUCAGCCCCGCCGAAGACGCACUCCGAACAUCUCUACUCGCCAUCGGAGCAGUACAUCUACGUUACAGUGGGGCGACCAAAGACGCUCUGGGAGCUUGGAAGGUCACCUAUCAGGCGAGAUCGCAAGUCUGGUCCUUUGUGAAGCGGACCAAGGUGUGGGAGGGCGGUCCGAGGGACAUGGCAGAAGAGGAGGAGCUGGAUGUAGUGUUGGCAGCUCUGCUGGGAUGUACCAUUGCUAGCAGCCUGGCUGCCGAUGACCUCUGGCACGAGCACCUCAUGUCCGUCAUCUCCUUUCUCGACCGACUCGGCGGACCCGCCUCUCUACUUCAAAACGAGCGCCGAGACCGCAUGUCCCUCCGCCGCUUCUGCCUCGAACAGCUCGCAACUCGCGAGAUCUUUGGCUGUAUGUCAACGGAUCAGGCGCCGCGCAUCCUGACGGAGGGGUUCGAGCGGUGGUAUUUGGAGAUGGAGAGGUGGUCUAACAAGGGAGAAGAGUGGGAGAGUGUGGACAAGAUGUUCGGGAUAUCAAGGCAUACUGUGACUGUGAUUGCUCGGGUAUGUAUUCUUCUUUCUGCUGAGGAGGUCUUGGCUGAUCAGGCAGGUCCACCCUUACUCGCUCGUCACUCCCCUUCGGACCUACCAUCGUCAUUCCACCACUCCCCAAGCCGUUCCCUCUUCGCAUCGAUGACGCCCGCAGCUGCUGCCGCCAAAGAGGCCAACGGGCUCCUGCGCGAGUUCGAGACUUGGGAGGCAACGUCUAGCUUCAUCCUCUCGCAUCCCCGAACCGCGGCGGGCGAUCAUGCUUAUCGGCAUACCCUCCGCUUGAGGAUGUAUCGAGAGGUGUUCAGACUGCCGAUGGGGGAAGAAAGGGUUCGGGAGGCGGUCAAGGCUAUUAUGGAAAUUGCAAAGGAGGUAUUGGCUUGGUACGGGCGGAUUGUUUGGAUGACAUGGCCGAUCCUUGCUGCUGGUUUCAGCAUGUUCCCUGGUGAUCCAUCCCGCAACGCCGCUCUGGAGCUGCUCUGCGAGUUUGAACCCCACGCCUGCUUUGACAAUGCCGCCGCCUGCAGAGCGCUACUCGAGUUUUGGCGAUACAACGAUGCGUCAGAGGACGACCUGCUCCCGACAGAGGUGUUCCGGAGACUAGAGUCAAGACCGUUCUUGGACUAA
Molecule: messenger RNA, 1872 nt
Organism: Dioszegia hungarica
Lineage: Eukaryota; Fungi; Basidiomycota; Tremellomycetes; Tremellales; Bulleribasidiaceae
Product: fungal-specific transcription factor domain-containing protein
Exons: 10
Coding region: 1-1872 (623 amino acids)
Biological process (GO): positive regulation of transcription by RNA polymerase II
Cellular component (GO): nucleus
Molecular function (GO): transcription cis-regulatory region binding; DNA-binding transcription factor activity, RNA polymerase II-specific; zinc ion binding
Source: RefSeq, a predicted model, not a curated record